Callorhinchus milii (elephant shark) is the source of this 6431-nucleotide messenger RNA. RefSeq names its product zinc finger protein 148 (gene znf148). Bases 77 to 2380 code for a protein of 767 amino acids. The transcript has 6 exons. The record is from RefSeq and is a predicted model, not a curated record. Gene Ontology annotation, molecular function: DNA-binding transcription factor activity, RNA polymerase II-specific; RNA polymerase II cis-regulatory region sequence-specific DNA binding. Lineage: Eukaryota; Metazoa; Chordata; Chondrichthyes; Chimaeriformes; Callorhinchidae. Gene Ontology annotation, biological process: regulation of transcription by RNA polymerase II.
GAAUGAAUAUCGAAGACAAGUUGCACCAAAUUUUUCUUAAAUGCAGCAGUAUAGGUGAGAUGCAGUCUUCAGGCCCAUGGUUGUGGUGGGCAGAGUCUCUGAUCAAUCAUCUGUGCUUGUGGGAGCACAGGAAACUAUAUUGGAAGAGGGGGAGGUUUCUCACGAUGAACUUCUCCAAGAAGAAGCCGUUUUGCAGGGAGCUACACUGACCCAGGAGGAACUCAUUUCACACGACGAACUAAUGAUUCACGAAGAGACGGUUAAAAACGACGAGGAUGAAAAUGAUGGACAUGAAAGGCUGCCUCAGGAAUUAACCUAUGAACUGAAUGUAAAUGUAAAACAAGAAAUACAGUAUGCUGAAGAAGCUGGACAGCUAAAGAGAAAUAAGAGACAACCAAAAGAUGGAAUAGAUUUACAGAAGAAAAAGAAAAGAAAACAGCGUUCCCCAUCAAAGGUUCUAACAAUAAAUGAAGAUGGCUCAUUUGGGCUAAAAUGCCUGAAAUCACACAUCUGUGAACAUUGCAGUGCUGCCUUUCGUACCAACUACCAUCUACAAAGACACGUCUUCAUUCACACAGGUGAAAAGCCAUAUCAGUGCAGCCAGUGCAACAUGCGGUUUAUUCAGAAGUACUUGCUGCAAAGGCAUGAGAAAAUUCACACAGGUGAGAAACCGUUUUGCUGCGAUGAAUGCGACAUGAGGUUCAUACAGAAAUAUCAUAUGGAGAGACAUAAGCGAACUCACAGUGGGGAGAAACCAUAUCAGUGCGAAUACUGCCACCAGUACUUUUCUAGAACUGAUCGGGUAUUAAAGCAUAAACGCAUGUGCCACGAAAACCGAGACAGAAAGCUGAAGUGUGCGUUGAAGUUGGGUGAUCUGGGAGACAGUGAAGACCCGAAUCUGCCCUCGACACAGAAAGCAAACCCGUUGCCUCGAAAAAAGAAGCAAAAAACAGGGGAGAAGUCCAAGACUUCAAUGGCAAUCUGUGAGAAAGACAGGACAGUGGAUAAAGUCGAUCACAAAAAUGGCCCUGCCAAUGACGGCAAUUUCUCAGCACUCUAUACUGUUGGCUCAAAAGUGAAAGAUGAAUAUAUGGUGGCAGAGUACUCUGUGGAAAUGCCCCAUUCAUCAACCGCCGAUGGCAGUGUUGAGAGCACUUCUGGAGAAAUCCAUCCACCCAAAUUGGUCAUCAAGAAAGUUAAUAGUAAACGACAGCAGAAACCACAGCUGGAACCAAGCCAAACCAUACCUGCGUUAUCUACGUACGAAGAGAGUAAAGUGUCUAAAUACCCUUACGAACUUGUCGAUAAACCGACCUUGCUGGAUUCCGAGGGUAAUCAUGACAUCGACCCGGCUGAUUCCUUACAGGAAGGUCCCAGUAAGCCUGUGCAGAGCAGUAACAAUUAUGACGACGCAGUGCAGUUCAUGAAGAAAAAACGGUACUUGCAAGCAGCGAGUAAUAACAACCGAGAGUAUGCCCUGAAUGUAGGUCAGAUCGCAUCUCAACCAUCAGUGACUCAGGCAGCCGUGGCCAGUGUUAUUGAUGAGACUGCAGCCACCGCUAUGAUGGACUCUCAAUCGCUCAGCGUUGACAUCAAGAGCAGCCACGACAAGAGUGGGAUUCCUGACGAGGUGCUGCAAACUUUGCUGGACCAUUAUUCUCACAAGGCUAAUGGGCAACACGAGCUGCCUUUCGGCGUGGUCGAUACAGAAGUGGCCUCAUCCAUGUCCAUAAACAAUUCAGAUGUAACCGAGGUGGCCCAGGCCGAGAGACCGGGGGCCAGUUCCCACUCAGCACCCACCGAGAAAGUCAAUAUGCUUCAGGAAUAUUCAAAAUUCCUGCAGCAAGCUCUGGAUAGAACUAGCCAGAAUGAUGCGUAUUUACCCAGUCCUAAUCUCACUUAUGGAAACGAUGCUCAGGCUCUUUCUAGUCAACCAAUGUUUUCUUCCAUGGCCUCAAUGGCAAUGCAGAGUGGCUUUCGGCCAGCCAUGGAUUCCCCUCUCCGAUCGUCUACCGAGAAAUCCCAUUACGGUUUGUUGGUCGGUGACUCCCAGCACACGUUCUCUUUUGCGGGAGACGAGACGAAUCCCAGCUCGGUCCCGUCGCCAGAGUUUCUGGAUCAGGUGUCGUCUCAGAAGAAGGUCGAGUCCCAGCCGGUCCAUCAGGCCUACCAAAUGGGCAGAUUUGAACAGACAUUCAGAUCUCAGUACCAGAACACAAGGUCUGCCAUGCCUCCCCAGUACAGCGCUGGAAACGGACAAGUAAACCGAGCCCGUGGGUCUAACGCAGAAUUUUCAGAAUUUCCCUUAGUGAGUGUGCCCGAGGGCAGAGCGCAAAUGACUUCUUCACCAGAUGCUACAGCGAGCCAGGCCUUCGGUUAAUCUGCUGUUGUAAUAUUUGUAAUAUAGCAUUAGCAUUUCACAGCGACAAUUCCCGUGUUAAGCGCUGCUCUGUAUAGAAUGGAGUGCUUCUACGGUCUGUAGUUAAUACAUUUUUCUCCAUUGGUUUAACACAUUUCCAGGGAAGUCUGGUAAUGUAGGCCUCUCCGAUUAACCAAAACACCUUGAUGCUGCAGCGCAUCAUCAAUUGAACACCGAUUUUAUUUUGUUGUGUAUCUCGGCCAGACACAGUUUGCCCAAGGUUAUUGUGUUGUGGCAGAGUUUAACUUGUCUAACACUGACACUGCUGCUACGCGCCCAAACUUGUAACUUGCCCCCCAUAUUUUGGCACUUUCCAAAAAGAAAAAAUACAAAUGUCACUGGUAUUUGUAAGGUGUGACCAUUGCCGGUUAAAUGUUUAUUGGAUUCAAUCUUUAAAUUUAAGCACUUUCCUGAUUUACUAAAGAUUGUAAACAAAACUAACAGUUUUAUCUGUCUAAAUAUAUUGAAGAUACUUAAUGGGUAACUAACGUAUCAUUCUUAUUCAGCUUGUGACAAAAUCCACAUAACUCAUAAGUGGGUAAAAUGGUUUCUUAUAGGUACCGAUUGAGUAUUCUGCUGAUACCAUCAAUUUUUUAUUAAUUAUUUAUUUUAGGAUUGCCUAUGUUGCAAUUCGAGUGGGAACUAUCCGAGCGCAAAGAGUGCUUUAAUAUUUCCUCAGUUGUGUUUAAUAUUCACACAAUCCUGAUUAAUAUCGCCCCAAUCAUGUGGUGCAGAUGACACCCAGCCCCCCCCCCCCAAGGUGUUUGACUGCCUUAUUAAAUCAUCUGUACCACCUACUUUUGUCCAUUCACAAUAUUGAAUUGUUCAAUAUUUCUAAGUCCUGCCAUAGAAAGUUAGCAUUACUUCACUAACUGUGUAGAUAAGACGAUCUUGUCUAACGUAUCCACCGUAUUUUCAAGACUCGCAGUUUAAAAUGCAGCUUCUGCACAAAACAUGCCACAAAACUGCUAUAUUUGCAGCUUCAUUAGAAUUUUUAAAAAUGUUUUUGCGCCAUGUGGAAUGGUUGUAUUUCAACCAACAAUCGAUAAAUUUACCAAUUUUUGAAAUUCUACUCCAGAGUCCCGCGUAACUGCACGUUAAAGACUUUCUUGUGGUCAACUUACAAAACUUGCAUUUUCCACAAUUAAAAUCAUGUGGUAAUGAUUUCUUCAAUGGUUGAUUACAGAAUAUAUUAGACUAUUAAUUUCCAGCCAGAAGUCACUUUCUUUGAGUUCAAGUAAAUUAGACACUGCUUAAUAAGUGUUUGGGCAGGAAACUGAAUGGGAUGAUUAAAUUCUAUUUUCUACGUAAACUAAUGAUGCUCUUCAAAAUAGUGUAUUAAAAACCCAGAUGUCUGCUUUUGGGGGCAGAGAGUGUUCAAAUUCAGAGGCGGCAAUUAGGGAAAUCUUUCUUCUCUCCCCAGAAUGUGGAAGAUUUGGGUUUGCUAUUAAUCAAAGCAAUACUUGAAUUCUUCAACCUGCUGUAAAAAAAAGCUUAUUUUAAGAAUGUUUCCACCAAAGAUGUAGAUUUUAUAUUUAUAUUUGUACUGUCUUCAUAAUGUUUGAAACAUUCUGGGGUAUUUACUGGGAGAGAGAUAGUAAAUGGAAAAUUAUGUACGAAGGAAUUCUUAGAAUAUGUUUUUGUCCCUUUAAUAUUUGUUGCCUGCCCUCUGGUGAACCUGUUAUGCACUAGUAAUUAUAAAGAAAUAUCUUUUGUGUAAAUGCAACACAUUUCAGAAAAGAUCCAUUGUUUUCAACUCUUCCACAUUCAUCUCAACACUUCUCAAGUACUUGUCAAUGUUAAGUCCAAUCUUAUUGAUUAUUUUCUGCACAAAAAUAUCUUUCGCUAUGAACUUGGAAACACUGGACCAAAUCUGAUGAAGGUCUGUCAAUUAUAGUGUUUCUGGGUUCUUUGUAGAGUCCAUUAGAAAUUGUCCUUAGUUUGUUCAGUUUGAAAAGAUUAACGUGAAAAAAACGUGUAUGGGGGAUAAAAAAUCAUUCAGCUAUGAAGAUAUGGAAACAAGUGGGGACUCUGAGUAGGUUAGAUAACUGCAACUUUAAAUACACUCUUAACAUCACAUUGACUCCCUUUUUAAUUAACAGUUUUAAUUCUUAAAUGCUGGAAUUCUGUACUCAGAAACAUUCAGCUUUCCAUUUUACUGCACACUCGGUUGCUUCAAAUUAUACCUGUCGUUUUUAUCUUUUAUUCAUCUUGAGUUAUAAUGAUGCACAUUUAAAAUGUUUUCAUCAGAAAGUAUAUAAUAUAUAUAUAUAUAUAUAUCAAUAAAAAACGAUCUGAACUUUAAUCCCAAUCCCAAACCAGUUUGGGCUUUAUAGCAGCAGGUGAGAGUGUUGUCUUGGUGCAGUUGCUGUGCAAUUGCAGUCGUUUGAUUAGCUUUUGGUUAGAGCAGUUGAUGCAUUGCAUUUUAUCCAGCGUGUGAACAGUGAGUGAAUUUUUGUUAAGCACUGCGAUUUGUACUCGUGGUUCUGUUGAAGCAACUUCAGAUUCUUUAGUCAAAUUAUUCCAUCACACCUUAUUUAAGCAAUUAUUACGAAUAUGGCUUUACAUUACGCAGGCUUCAUUUUUGGCUCUUGAUGUUGAUAAAUGGAAAUUUUUAUGGAGCUAUUUUUAUAUCAAUAGGUCAUCUUGUCUCUGAAUAACAUCCAAUAUCUUUGUAUGAGGUGGAGGGAGGUGUUGAAUUUUGGAAAUAAUCUUCCAUGGGGAGGGGGUGGAGGGGGAACAAAGUCACUAACUUAAGAUCUGUGUGAAACCUAUACAUAUUCAUGUUUAGCGUUGGAAGUCAUAUAAACACAGAAGAAUCUUUACUAUGGGGAAAAAAAACUUUCAAAGCUUACAAUAUUAAAUUAUGAACAUUUUUUUAAACAAAAAAAAAGCCUUGACUUGUAUUCUAUUGCAAUGGGAACUCAAUAGCUUAUAAUUCAUAUUUUUGUGUAUAUAAUAAAUUAACGUUCAAACAAGAGCAGUCAGACUAGUUAACUUUUCACCUUAUAGGAGAAUAUUGCUGGAGAGGGUUUGACACUGCAUUAUCUAUACAGAGCAGCGAAAUGAAUGAAACGUUAACGUAUAGAAAGUGAAACAGCAUCCAAUUUAUAAUUGCAGUUGCAUAUAAAUUUUAUAUGUUGUUUGCUAGCCCUUUAUAAAUGGAUGAAGUUGCCAAGUGAUACUUUUCUGGCCUCUUUAGUACACUGGUCAAUUUUAUAUGUAAGCUUGCUUUUCGAUGAAUGAAGACGUGUUAAAUAGAAGCAACAAUUUUGUAGUAUAUUGUAAAAGUUUAAAUUUGUUACAAACUCUUGGGCACAGCCAAUGUAAAAAGCAAAGUUUACUUUUAUUUGUUUAAAAUUUAAAUUUGUGUGUACAAUACAUACAUAAUCAACCUGGGCGAGGGAAUUGUGUGUUUAUAAGAGUCACCGAGUCUAUCCUUUUGUUCACUGCAUGAUAAAACUUGUUCUCUUUAACUUAGUUAUAUCUUUUACAUUCAGGUUUUAAACACUGAUGCGCAAAUGUUUGAGGGAAUGGAAUUCAUCAGUGACUGAUCGAGCAAGUUUGAUAAAUUGCAGUCUGGUCAAAUAUGUAGAUAUAUAAUAAGCAAAUCCCACAUAAUGCUUUAAUCAAUUAUCAAACUGUAUACAGUACUUUAUAAACUGUAUUAGAAUAUUUGGAAGCAUCAGGUUUUCAUCUUUUAAAGGCGUCUUUUUAAUGCAUAGAUAUAAAUAAAUGGUAUGAAAUCCUUGUUAGACAUCUGUUGGUCCUUAUUCUUAAACCAUGAUGCUGAACAAACAUUUGCAAGGUGGUAAUACUACCAUGUCUUAAAGGAUUUUGAUCGGACAAUUUGUGUGAGUGUAUGGUGUGUGUGUGUGUGUGUGACAAUUGUGUGAAACCUGCUACUGUAAUGUUCACUUUGUCUUCAUAUCAGUGACAUCUUUACCGCAGUGAAUACCUUUCUGCCUAAUCAUUGUUUUAGUUACAAAAAUAAAACUACAAACAAACUUAA